This is a messenger RNA of Onychomys torridus (southern grasshopper mouse), 6121 nucleotides long. RefSeq names its product alpha-1,3-mannosyl-glycoprotein 4-beta-N-acetylglucosaminyltransferase A (gene Mgat4a). Bases 307 to 1914 code for a protein of 535 amino acids. Lineage: Eukaryota; Metazoa; Chordata; Mammalia; Rodentia; Cricetidae. Gene Ontology annotation, biological process: protein N-linked glycosylation. The transcript has 16 exons. Gene Ontology annotation, molecular function: acetylglucosaminyltransferase activity. Gene Ontology annotation, cellular component: Golgi stack; endoplasmic reticulum; endoplasmic reticulum-Golgi intermediate compartment. The record is from RefSeq and is a predicted model, not a curated record.
GCGGCGGAGGCGGCUCCAGCAGCGUCGCCGGCGGCCGCGGCAGAAGCGCCCUGGCCCGCGGCAGGAAGAAGAAGAAAAAGAAGAAAAAGAAGCAGCCCUCAGCCUAUGAAGACCGCGAAGACGCUCGGGACUCGCAGUGCCCGCCGCCGCUGCCACUGCCUUUGCUGGUUGCCUGACCCCGUCUGCCCGACAUCUGGCAUGAACCUUGCUCCUCGGUGGCUGUGUCUGGACUAGAGCCAGGCAUUCUGGAUUCCGUGGGCUUGCUCGCCGUCGCCAGCGUGUGAACCAGUGGGAUGGUGAAAUGAGAUGAGGCUCCGCAAUGGAACUGUGGCCACGGUGUUAGCUUUUGUCACCUCCUUCCUUACCCUGUCCUGGUACACCACCUGGCAAAAUGGGAAAGAAAAACUAAUUGCUUAUCAACGGGAGUUUCUUGCUCUAAAAGAGCGUCUUCGAAUAGCGGAGCAUAGGAUAUCUCAACGGUCCUCUGAGCUGAAUACCAUCGUCCAGCAGUUCCGCCGUGUAGGAGCGGUCACUAAUGGAAGUAAGGCUGCACUGGAUACGUUUUCAGAUAAUACCAUAAAGCUACUAAAGGAGUUGACAAGCAAAAAAUCCCUUCAAGUGCCAAGUAUUUAUUAUCAUUUGCCUCAUCUAUUGCAAAAUGAAGGAAGCCUUCAGCCUGCGGUGCAGAUUGGCAAUGGAAGAACCGGAGUUUCAAUAGUAAUGGGAAUUCCUACCGUGAAGAGAGAAGUCAAAUCUUACCUCAUAGAAACCCUACACUCCCUUAUUGAUAAUCUGUAUCCUGAAGAGAGGCUGGACUGCGUUAUAGUUGUCUUCAUAGGAGAGACAGAUCUUGAUUAUGUUCACAGCGUUGUAGCCAACCUGGAGAAAGAAUUUUCUAGAGAAAUUAGUUCUGGCCUGCUGGAAAUAAUCUCCCCUCCUGAAAGCUAUUAUCCUGACUUGACAAACCUGAAGGAGACAUUUGGAGACUCCAAGGAAAGAGUGAGAUGGAGAACCAAACAAAACCUGGAUUAUUGCUUUCUAAUGAUGUAUGCUCAGGAGAAGGGCAUCUAUUACAUUCAGCUUGAAGAUGAUAUUAUUGUCAAACAAAACUAUUUUAAUACCAUAAAAAACUUUGCACUUCAACUCUCUUCUGAAGAAUGGAUGAUUCUGGAGUUUUCCCAGCUUGGUUUCAUUGGAAAAAUGUUUCAGGCGCCAGACCUUACUCUGAUUGUGGAGUUCAUCUUUAUGUUUUAUAAGGAGAAACCCAUUGACUGGCUCUUGGACCACAUUCUCUGGGUGAAAGUCUGCAACCCUGAAAAAGAUGCUAAACAUUGUGACAGACAGAAGGCAAAUCUACGAAUCCGCUUCCGACCCUCCCUUUUCCAGCACGUGGGUCUACAUUCAUCACUGUCGGGGAAAAUUCAGAAACUCACGGAUAAAGAUUACAUGAAACCAUUGCUUCUCAAGAUCCACGUCAACCCACCUGCAGAGGUCUCCACUUCCCUGAAGGUAUACCAAGGACACACACUGGAGAAGACCUACAUGGGUGAGGACUUCUUCUGGGCCAUCACCCCCACAGCUGGUGACUACAUCUUGUUUAAAUUCGACAAGCCAGUCAACGUAGAAAGUUACUUGUUCCACAGUGGCAAUCAAGAACACCCAGGAGACAUCCUGCUAAACACAACAGUGGAGGUCCUGCCUCUGAAGAGCGACAGUUUGGAAAUCAGCAAAGAGACCAAAGACAAGCGAUUAGAAGAUGGCUAUUUCAGAAUAGGAAAAUUUGAGUAUGGUGUUGCAGAGGGAAUCGUGGACCCUGGUCUAAACCCUAUUUCAGCCUUUCGACUUUCAGUUAUUCAGAAUUCUGCUGUUUGGGCCAUUCUUAAUGAGAUUCAUAUAAAAAAAGUCACCAAUUGAUCUUCUAAGAAACCAUCACAUCCUUUCCUAUGACUGUCAAUUAAAGAUAGUUAGCACGGCCUUUUCUGUUGGGACUUGAACACUACCUCUCGGGAAACUACUGCAGAGAAAUGAUUGCCAUUUCCACUCAGACAGGGACUCUUCCCAUGACAACUGCAUUCAUUGGAAACUAAGCUGUCCUCCAAUUUGAACUUGACACAAACAUUUUACAAUUCUGACAGCCUGUUAAUACGACUGGGACUAUUUUGGUAUUAUACUAAUACAUAAGAGUUGUACAUAUUGUUACAUUCCUUAAAAUUUGAGAAAACUAAUGUUAAAUACAUUUUGUGAAGGGGGUACUUUUGAAGUUCAUUUAUUUUACUAUUAUAGACCCUCUUUUAUAGAUGAUCAGGGAUUAUAUAUAUAAAUAUAAAUAUAUAAAUACACAAAGAUGUUAUGGAGUUAAUUUAUUAGAAACACAGUAAGAAGUACAUAUUUUUGUGCAGUAAAUUUUUGAAUCAAUACCUUUUUUUUAAGAAGCGGUUCCCUGGCUUUUUUAAGUUCUUUCUAUAAUUUUUUUUUUUUUGGAGAUGCAGACAUUACAGAUCAAUGCCAUGUUUUCCAGUGCACUGCCGUUCCAGAUUGGUUCUCGAUGGGUUUCUUAACUUGAAGUACUUUUAUAAUCACAGCAAUUCUGAACAAACUAUUUCCAGAGGCAUUUGUCAUUCCUUAAAGCCAAGAUUUUCAAAGACCGUGUCCUCUUGAGGGUUCUCUUAUUGUACUGUGUAUGGUGUGUAGUCACAGAAAACCAGUGUGAUCCCCAGUGUCCAAGUGGGAGGUCCCUGUCUGAGUCUCCACACGCAGAAUCCUUCAGGUUUCCUCUGGUGUGGGUAAUGAGACUCCUUUCCUUUUUAACCUGUCUUUAACCAAUAGUUAGACACCUUGUCUCUUUUGUCCUUUUAUACCCGUGUUUGGUUUGGGAGUUCAGACAUUGUUUUCUAGGUAAUGCUGUUGUGUGAAUCAUAAUGGGUAUAAUUUUAAAACCAAAACUGUGCUGUGGGGCUCUGGUGAAAGGUAAUUGUAGCGCUUGAUGUUUCCACGGAAUGAUAUGCUAUUCUGUAUCAUGAACUUGGAAGUAAAUGCUGUGUCCACAGAGUACUUAUGCCUCCUUACCCUGCAGUCCCACAUAGGACCAGCUUGUAAAAGUGCUUUACAGUUAGGAAGGCUGAGCCAGUCUACUCUGGUGAUCCAGGGGCUGCAGAUGUCCAGCAGAUAGGUAGAGGCCUAGAGCUAUGGGAGGUCCUAGCUGGCAGCCUCCAGCCUGGAGCUUUCUUAGUUGCCUAGUGGAUGGGACACAUAACACUAAACAGUUAUUUUGCAUGCCAUGUUCUGACUGGGAAAAUAUAGAUUUUAAAUACUACUGUGCUCUGUGUCAAAGCCCUGCUGAAGUUUUUCUUGGGGUUUUGUAAAUUUCCCUCUCACUUCCUUCAACUUUUUAUUUUCUUCUCAGACCUCUUAAGCCCAUUUCCUAAGACACAAGCAAAUCCCUUUGAUUGAGCAUUGUCCUCACACACUAAAUGACCGCUAAAGCAGCAGCGUCACAGAUGGUGAGACCAUGCGGAUGGGCACGGGCUCCCUGAGGGCUCUGAUUGAAAAGCUAGCGGGAGACCAAUGCAGCCCGCCACCGUUUGAAUGGCCCCACAUGGUUCUUUGUGCUCAUCUUCUCUCUCAAACUCCACUCACCCCUCUUGCUACUAGGGACCUUUGUAGCCAAGCCUUUUCCUUCAUUCAGGGAAUCUCUCGCUUUUCUCCAUGAGCUUAUUCCCAGUGCCUAGAACAUGCCCGGGCCUUGGCAGGCUCUGUUGGCAUCUGAGUGAGUCAUUUCUCUCUUAGCUGUUUGCCUGCCAUCCUUGCCAUGCAUGGGCGCGCACACACACACACACACACACACACACACACACACACACACACGCACGCACAGUGUCUAGUUUUCCUUUGUGUUCUCGGACACACUCCAUGCUCUGGAGCCUGGCUCUCCUCCUGUCUUCCACCACAGCCAGUGCUCAUCUGACCCUGUGUCUGUCGCUCCCUCCGUUGUGCCCAGUACAGCACUAGACAAUCGAAGCAGAUGUGCUUUCCCUAAGCCAGAAGUUUUAGUGGGAGCCCUGGAGGUUGGCGAGAGUGAAGCUCAGAGGAGGGAAGCCAGAGUGCCUAGAACUGCAAGGUGGACUCAUACCUCAGAGGCCACCAACCCACUUUCCCCUGAAUAGUGAAUGGAAAAAGUGCCAAAUGCAGUACUAAUUAUAUCUGUAAAAUAGGUCAUGGUUGGCAUCUGGUAUGCAUUUCAGAUAAAUUAGACUCUAGAGUAGUGCUGGCCUCUACAGAAGGCACAAAGCACAUGGCAGCUGUUGAAAUUGAGUCCUGUGCCCACAAGCUCAGUGGCCACAUGUGGCCAGCAGCCACCAUAUUGUAUCUGAGGAAUAUGGGACAUUGUCAUCACGGUGGGAGGUUCUGCCAGCCACCAUGGCGCCAAGUGUAAAUAUGAACAUUGUAGAAAGAAGGAGUAAUGCAUCCUGCUGCUGUGAUUGAAAGUAGACCUGUGGAUUCAUCAUAGUCCAGGUAAAGGUGCAUAUUUUGGUGAGAAGGCCAAGAUUGCCUGGCUCGGUGUUGGCAUCUUUCCCAGUAUGCAUUGUAUCUGUCUUUAAGAGGUAUGUUUGAUUAGAAGGCAUGAGGAAGAGUGAAUGUAGAUGGGUGAUUUAGCUUGUAGUCUAGAUGUGUGUGUACCCAUUGGGUGUGCUUAAACAAAAGUUCUCAGUGGUUUUUUAAAUCAUUGGUUUCAUGUCAAAGAUCAGGUGUGCUUAUUUCAAAAGCUGUCAGGAAAGUGGUAGACUAGAGUUCUUUUUAAGUCUUUCAUACUCAUGAAAAAUAAAGUUCUUAACAGUGAUAUCCCUUAAAGAAAAGUGUGGCUUUGUGGGAAGGUAUGUUCGGAAGGUCAUCCCAGUUAAUAGUGUGUAUUUGUGGUAUGCAGGAUUCUAAGAAUGACACUCCCAUGAUCUUAUAUAAUAUCCUCCCCUUCUCAGUGUAGCAAGAGCUGCGGCCAUGACCCAGGGUCAUGUCUUGUUACUUAGCAAAAGGGAGGUUAUCUGUGGGUGACCGAUCCAAUCUUGUGAGCCAUGUCAGGCUAGUAGAAGUGGGAGAGAAAGCAGUAACAGAACUCUGAAACACCAUGGCAUGGAAGGGGCACCCAGAAGGACUGCAGGUGGCCUGCCUUAAUGAGGAAGUAGGAGCUGCAGUUCUUUUCCACAGGACAACUUCACCUGCAUACUUACCCCAGGCUUGGAAAUGGACAUCUUCAGAUGAGCGGCCAGCCUGGCAAGCACUUUACUGCAGCUUUGUAAGUGGGGCCCUACCCAGACAGCCCAGGUAAGCCUUGCACAACAGAGAUAAUAAAUGGUGGUGCUGUAAGUGGCUAGAUGUGUGGUGUUUUGUAACAAGCAACAGAAAAAGAAUUUAAGACAGUUUUGAGAAGUCUUCAUAUUUGAUUGCCUGUAGUAGGUUACUUUUUUUUUAAAGACAUAUUUUUUGAUAGACAUACAGAAUAAACUCAUUCCUACCAAGUCUCAUUCCUGGGUCUUAGCUGGAAUGUUCUGUGCCAGAGACCCCCAUCUCCACUACAGGUUAGAUUUGUAUUUGUGUUUUGUAGGACAGCUGCCAGGAUGAGACUGUGGGUUUGGGAGCAUCUUUUUCUCCUGGAUGAGGUUAAAGUACACUGACUCAAGGGCCUGUCAGAAGUACUUGAAAGAGUGAUGAACCUUGGUAUUUUAGAUCAGAUUGAAAAGAAGAAAAAUUCCUGCCUUUAUGUUCACUCCCAGGCAUGUCCAGCCUUCUGACACUGCAGCAUGGCGCUGUCAUCUAGAGUUCACACUCGAGAACAAUACAAACAGAAAAGGAAAAUGUUAAGCUUUAAAUUUACAAUUUUGUAUUGUGCCAUUCAUUGCUGUCCUGGGCCAUGGGCUGAACAUAUCUGCUAGAGCUUAGGCUCUGAUAAGUAAUUUUUAAAAAUUACUUAGUUCAAUAGCUAGCUAGCACAGCGUAAACCCUGGAUGUACCAACCAAGGCUUUGUAUUUAGAUGCUUGUCAAAAUACUUGUGAUUCCAAGCCAUUCAUUGCUAGCGAAGUUUAUUUUUAUUUGGUUCACUCAUAUGUGCUUCUUAUUAUUUUUUUUUUU